Messenger RNA from Coffea eugenioides, 2390 nucleotides. Its product is annotated as protein phosphatase 1 regulatory inhibitor subunit PPP1R8 homolog. Bases 864 to 2156 code for a protein of 430 amino acids. The record is from RefSeq and is a predicted model, not a curated record. The transcript is spliced from 3 exons. NCBI's taxonomy places the organism in Eukaryota, Viridiplantae, Streptophyta, Magnoliopsida, Gentianales, Rubiaceae. Gene Ontology annotation, molecular function: protein binding; mRNA binding.
CAAAACGCAAGCCGAGCCCCGUCAUCCUCUUCCUUUUAUAUCUUCAAUCCGCAUCGGACUCGGCCUACGUCUGCUGUUGUCGUCGUCCACCCACGCUUCCCUUCAUUCAUGUCUCAAAUCUAAGUGAUAAACCCACCACCACACCACCUGUCUGUCAAUGCGAUUAAUAUAUUAAAUUAACCAAAAAAAAAAAAAGAAGAAAGAAUUUUAAACAAAAAUCUUCCUGCGCUUUGUUACAAGUUUUUUUUUUUUUUGGGUGGUAUCUUGUUGGGUCCGUCUGGCUGCUUGCCUCUUGCUUCUGCUUCUUCAUCUUCAUGUUGAAAGAGAGGCAGUAAGGUGGUAUUAGGCGGUAAAGAUUUCAAAGCUUUUCCAGGUGGCAUUUGUUUCUUCUGUUUGUUUGCUGCUAGCAACCUGCAGUUUGUGCAGGCGAUCGAUUUGCUCCAUAGGUCUUGAUUUUGUUGCUUACUCUCUGCUAGUGUAUGCCCUCAGUCUUUGCGUCUGUUUUCCGCUUUCAGUCCAUGGAAGUUUUGGUGGUUGGGGUGGGGGUGGGGGGCCGGGCGUAAAUCUCAUCUGUAAUUUGUUCAUUGCCGACUACCUUAGCACUAUCGAGAUUCUUUCUGUAGAUUUACAGUCUUAAUAUGGUUUUUCUGAACUAGUAGGUUUUGUCUGGAAGCUUUAUCCGAGUCAAGUGAAGCGCCUGUAGACUUCAACAUCUGUUUGAAGUUCUGUGUGUGUGUGUGUGUGUGUGUGUGUGUUAGUUGAGGAUGCUGGAGCGCUACCAUUUACCUAAUAUCUGAUUGAAGUGUACUAUUUCUUAAGAAACUCUGUGCAAGAACGAACAACGAUUACAAUUCUUCAAGAAAAUGUAUGGGAGAGCUGGUCUUGAUCGCUUCAAGAAGGCUCAAACUUCGGAACCAUUUUCUGUCAGUGUGAGUAAUUCUUCUGCCAAUGCUAAAUCACCCACACAGCCUUCCAAUAAACCACUUGCCAGCCCUUCUGCUUCCAACUCUCAGCACCACCUAAGCCAGUUCCAUAACCAAAACCCUGGCUCCCAGAAGCCUCUACUGCCGGAUGUUGCACAACCUGUACCCCCUGUUCCCCCAACUCAGCCAGUGACUCAGGUUGGAGGGGGCCAAUCAACUUGGCAGCCCCCUGAUUGGGCAAUUGAACCUUGUCCUGGUUUUUAUUAUCUUGAAGUCAUCAAGGAUGGCGAGGUUCUUGAUAACAUCCAUUUGGAUAAGCGGAGGCACAUAUUUGGACGGCAAUUUCAAACUUGUGACUUUGUGCUUGACCACCAGUCUGUCUCACGGCAGCAUGCUGCUGUCAUUCCUCACAAGAAUGCAAGCAUAUACGUGAUUGAUUUAGGAUCUGCACAUGGCACAUUUGUUGCAAAUGAGCGGUUAACCAAAGAUUCCCCUGUUGAGCUUGAAGUUGGGCAGUCUUUACGGUUUGCAGCAUCUACGAGAACUUAUAUAUUGAGAAAGAACAAUGCAGCUCUUUUUCCUCCACCAGUACAUCCUUCAGAUAUUAAUAUACCCCCACCCCCUGAUCCUUCAGAUGAAGAAGCUGUUGUGGCUUACAAUACAUUUCUAAAUCGGUAUGGGCUGGGCAAGCCAGAUGAGUCUAAAUCUUCUGAUUUUGAUAGCUCCUUACAGGGGAAAGAUGAGAGGGCAGCUAAAAGGAUUAGGAGAACAAGAGUGGCUUUUAGAGAUCAAGUAGGGGGAGAUUUGGUUGAAGUAGUUGGAGUAUCGGAUGGAAUUGACGUAGAUACGGAGCCUGGUCCACUGGGUGUUAAAGAAGGAAGUCUUGUUGGGAAAUAUGAAUCCCUUGUACAAAUUACGGUGAUACCCAAAGGCAAGGAACAGUCCUCCUCGAAAGAAGUCGGUGUUUCCCAAGUGGGCGUAACUGAAAAACUUAAGCAAGUUCUAGACAAGGUAAAAACUCCUAUAAGGAGUGGGAUUUAUGAUGAUCUCUUUGGAGAAUCCUUUUCCGGUAAAGUUGGUUCGUCUUGGGCAUUUUCCUCCGCUAAAUCUGGUGAGACGCAAGCAUCUCCAGCCAGUGAGAUUGAAGGGACAGCUGAUGCUGCCUCUGGUGGAGAGCUCGAUAGUAGCUUAAGUGCGGUUGACAAUGAGGUUGAUGAUGAUUUAUUUGGCUAGCUUUUUGGCUAAGUUUUUUAAUUUUUUAGCUGAUGAGGAGGUUUUUUUCCUUCUGUAAAGAGACAUUUUUGUUGUACUUCGCUGUUAAAUAUCCUUUGUUUUGCAUCCUCAUCCGAGCUUCCAAAUUGCACUUCUUGAAAUUUUUAAUCUCUCCCUCUAACUUGAACCUUUAUGAUUUGAAGGAAUUGUACUGAUCAAUUGUUAAAGCUUUUAGUUAAUUAGAGCCUUUGAACC